UCACUCUGUCUCAGUCUCAGUCUCUCAGACUCAGACAGACUCACUGUUCACUUCAGUUAUCGUUCGGACGGCGUCGAAGGAGGAUGUACGUCUCUCCACAGUGGAGCGAACCCAGGCACUCUGAUGCAUGAAGUUUUUUUUACGUGAAGUUCUCAUUUGCACUUGGGAUGAUUUUUGGUUUUACUUGGAUACUGUGGAUUUAAUAUGUGAAAUUGCAACGGGAUUCCAAUGAAGACAGGAUGAGAACGUUUGAUUCUCUCAGUUUGUUAAUGGAGUUUGUGUUUGUGGCCAUACUCGUCGGAUUAGUUUCCGCCAUUGAUGAAACCCUCCCUGUGAUCAAAGAGCACCCGAGCGAUGCCGUCGUUACUCGCAACAACCCUCACACUCUGAAAUGCUCGGCCUCUGGAGCCUCUCAGAUAACCUGGUUCCACGACGGCGAGAAGGUCAACCCCUCAGCCCAUCGGGUCCUGCUGGAAGUGGGGAAGCUCUUCUUCUUGCGGGUGUCGUCGGGGAAACGGCAGAACGACGCCGGCACCUACUGGUGCGUCGCCUCCAACCAGUACGGCUCCACGAGGUCGAACAACGCCACCCUCACCAUCGCGUCGCUCUCCAGCGACUUCCUGUCGCAGCCGGAGCCCCAAGUCAGGGCGAAAGUUGGAGACCGGCUCACGCUGGCGUGUAGGCCUCCGAAAGGAACACCCCCACCCGAAAUUUCCUGGUUGAUGGAAGGUCAGGAGGUCACAAAUUCGAGCAGGAUCACUGUGACUGCAAUUGGCGAUUUAAUCAUCUCUAAGACAGCACGGCAAGAUGCCGGGAAGUACGUGUGUCGUGCCCAGAAUGACGCUGGAACAAGACAGUCGACACCUUCUACUUUAACUGUUAUGGUCCCACCCUGGUUUGAGAGACGUCCUGCCAACAUGACAUCUGGGGCAGGUACCAAGGUUGAGUUAGUGUGCAGAGCCAAUGGGUCCCCUGUGCCAGACAUUACUUGGAGAAGACUUGAUGGCAAAAUUCCUCUCGGAAGGGCAACAGUGGAGGACAAUAAGUUGAUUCUCCAAAAUGUUGCAACUGCAGAUUCAGGUACUUAUGUUUGUGAAGCAGAAAAUGAGGCAGGGACUUCUACAUCUAUAGCAAUACUGAAGGUUGUUAAUGCUCCCCAAUUCACUCAGCGACCUCAAAAUACUCAAGCGUUAUCAGGUAAAGAAGCUCAGCUUUCAUGCCAAGUGGAAGGAGAUCCAAAACCACUGUUAUUGUGGCGACUUCCAACCCUUGACAGGACUAAUUUACUCAUGAAAUCACAGACAUUGGGCAGAGCCUCAAUAUCCCAGGAUGGUCAAACGCUGACUGUUAAAGAGGCUUCUAUGCACGACAGUGGCACGUAUUCAUGCUGGGGUGUUAGCAGUGGUGGAGCAAUAAGUGCACAAGCAGAGCUGAUUAUUGCUGAAGCCUAUCCCCCUCCAGUCAUUGGCGUUGGUCCCCAAGAUUUGGUAUUAGCUCCUGGAAGCAUUGCAUCUUUUCUUUGUGAAGUUGUGAGCGAGGCAGCAACACCUACAGUAUCUUGGUGGUACAGACCUGCUGCGCAUCUUCCAGCCCGUCAGCUGAAUAAGGGAGCCAUGGAUGAUCCAAGGUUUACUCUUCCUGAUAAUGGAGCACUCAUUAUAAAAGAUAUCAGGGCUGAUGAUGCUGGCAUAUAUACUUGUAAGAUCAGUGCUAGUACUGGAAAGGUGGAGCAAGAGGCAAUUCUGCGAGUGAAAGAAGAGGCAAAAGAGACGCAGCAGAGUCGGCUACCAGCACCACCUUCAAAACCUAGAAUUCUUGCAGUAAAUGAGAGUGCGGUUCACUUAACUUGGUUGCCAAACUCACAGGUAAGCAGCAAAUCUGGAGAGUGGUACACAGUCGAGUACUGGAGAGAAGGUUGGGAUGAAUGGCGGGUAGCAGAUACAGUUAUGUCACAAGAAUCUUGUCAGAUAUCAGAUCUGACCCCAGGUCAGGUUUAUACUUUUUUAGUUCGAGCAGUUAACGGCAAAGGAGCAUCAUUUCCAAGUCCUUGGUCUGAUCCAGUUCUGACUCGCGCCUCGCCUGAUCCAAACUUAACAAUUGAACAACUGCGCCAGGCACGCAGGAAACUAUACCGUCCCUUAGUCACACUUUCUGAUGCAGGCGUGACUGGUCCUGACAGUGUCAAACUCUCUUGGAAGUUCUUAGCAACUACAGAAUUUGUUGAGGGAGUUUUAGUUUAUGCUGUAUCUUCAGAAGGAAAACCGCAGAUGACCACAGUUCUAGGAUCUUCAUCAUCAUCUCACCUGUUGAGGGACCUGCAGCCUAAUACACAGUAUACAUUCUUCAUUGUUCCAUUCUGGCAAAGCGUCGAGGGGACCCCGUCCAACUCUUAUUCUCUCAUCACGCCAGAGGAUGUGCCAGUUGCAGCUCCUCAGGAUGUUCGAGUGACAGCACACGAAGAUGGCUCUACUCUCAUCACAUGGUCCCCCUUGAGUGCCACUGAAGCUCGAGGAAAAGUGACUGGAUACCAAGUCACCUUAACACACAACGGCACACAAACAACAGAAAUUGUCCAGAGCCCAUGGCUGGAGGCACGCGGGUUAAUUCACGGGCGACUCUACACAAUGCGCGUGGCGGCCCUUACGAGUGCUGGCGCCGGACCCUUCAGUGCCCCUGUCCUGAUGGAUGCUGGGAUGGGAGAUGCUCAGAGCCACCACGACGCAUCUGAUGCGGAUGCUGACGGCAGCUCCGUCCUGUACGCCCCACCCCAACCAGCGUGGCUUGUGUAUUUAUUAGUUCCUUUAAUUAUAAUUUUCUUCGUAGCAACGUUGUUCUAUGUCCAGAGGCUGCGCCACAAGGCGCCUCCCUCAAACCCACCAAAUGCUCCUGCGCUCUAUCAGGAUCCAUCCAUCUAUCCAGCCCACCAUUCAGUCAACAUGUACAGUGAGCAGAAGUUAUGGCACCCUCAGGACAGCGACAAGGAGUCCAGCCUUUCGUCCACGCGUCUCAUACAGAAUGACGCGAAGAAUGAAUAUGCAGAACCUAGGGAGCAGAGGGCGAACGAAGCCACAGAACCUUAUGCUACAACGACUUUGCUGGCGCCAGAUUCGCCGCGCCUGACCCAUGCGGUGCCUUGGACGAGGCACCACAGUGAUGACUCUGGGGUACAGGUCAACUGGUCAGCCUUCAUUCCCCCUCCACCAGCUUGCCCGCCUCCGCAUAACCUUGACCUUGGCACAAAGCUGGGGUCAGUCCUGUACACAGCUGCGUCACAGUACGACAAUGUCAGUGGAAGCGGAUCACAGCAGUACAAGAAACCCUGUGAUGACACUUCUGAACACACCUACGACGUGUACACGCAGGUGACGCCCAUAGACCAUCGCGAAGGCUUCCUCACUUUCACCUCUCUCCAGGCUAAUCAGAAGGUGGCUGUUAAUCCUCAGAGGAGUAACACGCAUUGAAGAGUGAAGUACGACGCUCAUUUCGUGACGUUAGAAGAAAUGGAGUGCGGUAUUUCAUGCCAUUUCAUACCUUACUGAGUAAGGAGCUGUAUAUAUGACACCAUACCUGUGAGUGUUUCACGUACCAAAGUUGUAUCUUGUAAAUAAAAGAAAUAUAUAUACAAUAAUGGAUAUUAAAAAGUGAACAUAUUUUGUUUCUGUUGUGAUUUUUUUUUAUAGAAAACGCGAGCUUGUAUAGAACCAGGGUAUUGGCACGAUUGUUCCUAAGAAUGAAUAUUUUGUCAGUCUACCGAUAGCCAAUCAGCUACAAUGAAGUCAGAAACUUCUACCGUCUUGUGCCAAACGCCUGCGCGGUGGUUCCGUUUUAUCGUUGACUGAACUGCUUCCCUUAUUUAUGCUUUUAUAUACCUAGUCAUGCAAUGUCUAAAAUUGUCCGUAAAUAAUGUUAUUUAUUUUUGUAAUAAAGUUGUUGACUGUA
Molecule: messenger RNA, 3939 nt
Organism: Macrobrachium nipponense
Lineage: Eukaryota; Metazoa; Arthropoda; Malacostraca; Decapoda; Palaemonidae
Product: roundabout homolog 3-like
Exons: 4
Coding region: 240-3461 (1073 amino acids)
Biological process (GO): cell-cell adhesion
Molecular function (GO): protein binding
Source: RefSeq, a predicted model, not a curated record